Molecule: messenger RNA, 462 nt
Organism: Nannospalax galili (Upper Galilee mountains blind mole rat)
Lineage: Eukaryota; Metazoa; Chordata; Mammalia; Rodentia; Spalacidae
Product: basic proline-rich protein-like
Exons: 2
Source: RefSeq, a predicted model, not a curated record
AUGCCGCCACCACUGGGCGCGCGCUCCGGAGGAGCCGCCCGGCCCGGCCCGGCCCCGCGAGGCGCAAACUGCGUCCCCGCCCCUCAGUCAAGACUCUCGCCGACCAGCCCGCUGCUCCCAAGCGAGCUCGCCAGGACCCGGCGGGCGGGAGCGGGGAAGUGGCGCCCGCGCCGCGCCGCGCCGCCCCGCCCUCAAGGCCUCGGGAGCGUCCAGUCCAGACUCUGGCAGCUACGGCCGCCGCCAGACCGCUCCCAUGUCGCCGCCGGCCGCCUUGCACUCCCACAAGCCCGCACCCCUCACACGCACUCUCGCGCCGGGGCCCUACCCGGCCGCGCGCCGUCGCUACCCACAAGCCCCUCCGCCCGGGGCCGCCUGCCUCCAGGCCCCGCCCCCGCCGCGCGCCCCCGCGGCCAGGCCCCGCCCCUUCGGCCGCUGGCCCCGCCCCGCCGCGGGGUUGCGCUC